CUCUCUCCAAAUUUAGAAAUAUCAACCAACUCAAAAUAUGGCAUCUUCUUCACUUGUUUUAGCCACUCUUUUUCUAGCCACUUUUAUUGCCACUUCUAAUGCUAACUUCAACAAUGACUUCACCAUUACUUGGGGAGAUGGUCGAGGUAAGAUCCUCGGCGAUGGGGAUGACCUCACCCUCUCCCUAGACAAAGCCUCAGGGUCGGGUUUCCAAUCUAAAAACGAGUACCUAUUUGGUAAAAUCAAUAUGCAGUUAAAACUCGUUCUUGGUAACUCUGCUGGUACUGUCACCGCUUAUUAUCUUUCGUCGAUGGGAACUACCCACGACGAGAUAGAUUUUGAGUUUUUAGGAAAUGUUAGUGGACAACCUUACACUCUCCAUACCAAUGUGUUUGCUCAAGGGAAAGGUAACCGCGAAAAACAGUUCCACCUAUGGUUCGAUCCUACAAAGGAUUUCCACACGUACUCGAUCCUUUGGAACCCUCAGAGGAUUGUUUUCUCAGUUGAUGGGAUUCCAAUUAGAGAGCACAAGAACAUGGAAUCACAAGGAAUCCCAUUCCCUAAGAAUCAACCAAUGAGGAUUUACUCUAGCUUGUGGAAUGCUGAUGAUUGGGCUACACAAGGCGGGCGAGUCAAGACUGAUUGGACUCAAACCCCGUUUACUGCGUCAUACAGGAAAUUCAAUGCUGAUGCUUGUGUUUGGGCAUCUGGUUCAUCUUCGUGUGGGUCGGGUUCUUCGCCCUCUUCGACCUCAGAUUGGCUGACUGAAGAGCUAGAUUCAACAAGCAUGGAAAGGAUGAAGUGGGUGCAGAAGAAUUAUAUGGUCUACAAUUAUUGUGCUGAUGUUCAGAGGUUUCCUGAAGGGCUUCCUACUGAAUGCAGUGUUUCAUCCUAAAUGCAUUUACACUUUUUGUUUCGAUAUUAAAUUCUUUAUUCUUGAUUCUUUGUAGCAAAUUAAAUGAAUGUACACCCAAAAGUUCAUAUUGUAGAAUUGCUAUUCAAUUUGUA
Molecule: messenger RNA, 1008 nt
Organism: Chenopodium quinoa (quinoa)
Lineage: Eukaryota; Viridiplantae; Streptophyta; Magnoliopsida; Caryophyllales; Amaranthaceae
Product: probable xyloglucan endotransglucosylase/hydrolase protein 23
Exons: 1
Coding region: 38-895 (285 amino acids)
Biological process (GO): cell wall biogenesis; xyloglucan metabolic process
Cellular component (GO): apoplast; cell wall
Molecular function (GO): hydrolase activity, hydrolyzing O-glycosyl compounds; xyloglucan:xyloglucosyl transferase activity
Source: RefSeq, a predicted model, not a curated record